AUGUCGUUGUUCACCACCAGUAGCCCUUUCUCUUCCAACCCCGUGGAAACAAAGGCAGAUCUUUCCAGAUAUCUGAUUGGUCUUCUCGACCCCCUUGCUUCACAUACCUCACCUGGUGGUGCUCGCAUCCACCUUGGCUUUACAGGGACUCACUACGAUGACAUAGCCGCUCAGCUAGAGGGCUUCUCUCGUCCCAUCUGGGGCCUUGCAUCGCUCUUGGCCGGCGGGGGCUCAUACGAGGGCACGCAGCGAUGGGUCAACGGUUUCGCGAAUGGCACCCAUCCAGACCAUGAGGAGUUCUGGGGAAAUAUGAGGGAUAAGGAUCAGCGGAUGGUUGAGUGUUCGGCCAUCGGUUUCUCCCUUGCCGUCGCGAAGGGGCAUCUGUGGGAUCCACUCCCGGAACAGGGAAAGAGGAGUCUUGAGACCUGGCUCGGUGGAAUGAACGAUAAGGAGAUGCCUAACACGAAUUGGCUGUGGUUCCGAGUGUUCUCCAAUCUCGGGCUAUCAAAAGUUGGAUCGUCCAAGUUUGACGCGAAGCGCAUGAAGGCUGACCUCGACCAUCUCGAUACGUUCUACAUCGGCGGCGGUUGGUCCAGGGAUGGCCCGGAAGGCGUCGUUCAGCUCGAUUAUUACUCGUCCUCCUUCGCCAUCCAAUACGCGCAGCUCGUGUACUCUAAACUCGCCCAGGCAGAAGACCCCAUCAGGUGCGAAGAGUUCAGAAACCGCGCACGUCAGUUUGCCUUGGACUUUGUGCAUUAUUUUGAUCCUGAAGGACGCGCGAUCCCAUUCGGCAGAAGUCUGACUUAUCGUUUCGCGAUGUCAUCUUUCUGGGGAGCGAUCGCCUUUGCAGAUGUUGAACUCCCUGCUCCACUCAGUUGGGGAGUAGUCAAAGGGCUCCAGCUGCGAAACAUUCGCUAUUGGGCUAGACAAGCAGGAGCAUAUUAUCCCGACGGAACGCUUACUAUAGGAUAUUGUUACCCAAACCACAAUAUGACCGAGAAUUAUAACUCGCCGGGAAGUCCAUAUUGGUGCUGCAAAUCAUUUAUCGCACUAGCUCUGCCCACGACGCACCCCUUUUGGCAGGCAGGUGAACAACCAUACCCUGCGAGCCUCCUCGAGACUACCAAGCCGCUAUAUAAACCCCUGCAUAUCGCAACGAACAUGGGCGGACACACGUUCGUCCUAUCCUCUGGCCAGCAAUGCUCCUAUCCAGUCAAGCAGAGCGCUGCGAAGUACGGAAAAUUUGCGUACUCGUCCGCGUUCGGAUACAGCGUUCCUGUUGGAAGCCUGACGCUAGAAGAGCUUGGUGCGGACAGUGCACUUAUGCUGAGCGACGACGACGGGGAAGUCUGGAAGUGCAGGCGAGAGACGAAGGAGGCGCGCAUUGAGGACGGGAGGUGGCUCCGGUCGAUGUGGUACCCCUGGAAGGACGUCGCCGUAGAGACAUGGCUGGUGCCUCCCGCCGAGGAGGCGCCGCUGUGGCACCUACGUAUCCAUAGGAUAAGAACGGGCAGGCGGCUGCUCUCGGCUGAAGGCGGCUUCGCGAUCUAUGGACAGCGGGAGGAUGGCAGGGCGCUGGAGCCUUCCUCAGGCGAAUAUUUCGGUACGUUGGAGAACGGUUCCGAGGUGAGGGCGGCGUCCAAGGCGGGCGUGUCGGGCAUCGCAGAGCUUGGACAGCGGCCGAGCAGGAAGGGGAACGCGCUGCGCACCGAUGCGAACACGAACUUGAUGGUUCCGCGUGCUGUGGUUCCUACCCUCAUGGACGAACACGAGGCGAGUGAGGGAGAUACGUGGCUUGUGACUGCUGUGUUUGGCUUGCCGAGUGUUGAAGAUCAGGAGGGUGCUCCUGAUGGUUGGGAGGUAGAGUGGAAGAAGAGGCCUGCUAUUCCGAAGGAGAUCGCGGCGUUGAUGGGAUAG
Sparassis crispa is the source of this 1917-nucleotide messenger RNA. RefSeq lists its product as hypothetical. The record is from RefSeq and is a predicted model, not a curated record. Bases 1 to 1917 code for a protein of 638 amino acids. Lineage: Eukaryota; Fungi; Basidiomycota; Agaricomycetes; Polyporales; Sparassidaceae. The transcript has 4 exons.